Colletotrichum orchidophilum is the source of this 1164-nucleotide messenger RNA. Its product is annotated as 26S proteasome subunit P45 family protein. The coding region runs from base 1 to 1164 and encodes 387 amino acids. Gene Ontology annotation, biological process: positive regulation of RNA polymerase II transcription preinitiation complex assembly. The transcript has 4 exons. Gene Ontology annotation, molecular function: proteasome-activating activity; ATP binding; ATP hydrolysis activity. Lineage: Eukaryota; Fungi; Ascomycota; Sordariomycetes; Glomerellales; Glomerellaceae. Gene Ontology annotation, cellular component: cytosolic proteasome complex; proteasome regulatory particle, base subcomplex. The record is from RefSeq and is a predicted model, not a curated record.
AUGUCUUCCGACGACGAACGCCAGAAGGCUCUCGACUCGUACCGGGCCAAGCUGCUCGAAUCCCGGGAGUGGGAGGCGAAGCUCAAGUCCCUCCGACUCGAGAUCAAGGACCUGCAGAGGGAGUUUGACAGAACCGAGGACAACAUUAAGGCGCUGCAGAGUGUUGGUCAGAUUAUCGGCGAGGUUCUGAAGCAGCUCGAUGACGAAAGAUUUAUCGUAAAGGCCUCCUCCGGUCCCAGAUAUGUCGUUGGAUGCAGAUCAAAGGUCGACAAGGUCAAGCUCAAGCAGGGUACGCGAGUGGCUCUCGAUAUGACGACACUCACCAUCAUGCGCAUGCUUCCACGAGAAGUCGACCCCCUCGUCUACAAUAUGUCACUGGAAGACCCUGGACAAGUUAGCUUCGCCGGUAUCGGUGGACUCAACGAUCAGAUUCGCGAGCUUCGUGAAGUCAUUGAGCUGCCGCUCAAGAAUCCCGAGCUCUUCCUGCGUGUGGGCAUCAAGCCGCCCAAGGGUGUUUUGCUCUAUGGACCUCCUGGUACAGGAAAGACGUUGCUCGCACGUGCCGUGGCAAGCAGUCUCGAGACCAACUUCCUUAAGGCAAUCGUUGACAAGUAUAUCGGAGAGUCUGCUCGCUUGAUUCGCGAGAUGUUCGGCUAUGCCAAGGAGCAUGAACCUUGCAUUAUCUUCAUGGACGAGAUCGACGCCAUUGGUGGACGCAGAUUCUCAGAGGGAACCAGUGCGGAUCGUGAGAUCCAGAGAACGUUGAUGGAGUUGCUCAACCAGCUGGACGGUUUCGACUACCUCGGCAAGACCAAGAUCAUCAUGGCGACGAACAGACCUGAUACCCUCGAUCCCGCCCUGCUUCGUGCCGGACGUCUCGACCGCAAGAUUGAGAUUGCCCUGCCGAACGAGGUCGGCCGCUUGGAGAUUCUCAAGAUUCAUGCCCAGGGUGUGGUUACGGAGGGUGAGAUCGAUUUCGAGAGCGUGGUGAAGAUGAGCGAUGGUCUCAAUGGUGCGGAUUUGAGAAACGUUGUGACAGAGGCCGGUCUGUUCGCCAUCAAGGAUUACCGCGACGCAAUCAACCAGGAUGACUUCAACAAGGCAGUGCGCAAGGUCGCCGAGUCGAAGAAGCUGGAAGGCAAGCUUGAGUACCAGAAGCUGUAA